Bolinopsis microptera is the source of this 2619-nucleotide messenger RNA. RefSeq lists its product as uncharacterized. The transcript has 3 exons. Bases 1 to 2619 code for a protein of 872 amino acids. NCBI's taxonomy places the organism in Eukaryota, Metazoa, Ctenophora, Tentaculata, Lobata, Bolinopsidae. The record is from RefSeq and is a predicted model, not a curated record.
AUGUCUCUUUUCUCACGUUUCUCACUCUCACACGACCCCGAACACCUAAUUCUGAUCUUGUUAAUCAGACACAGACCUCAACCUACAACUUUUUAUGGUACCGGGGUUGUGUAUGGCACUCGCGACGAGGGUGUCAAGUUGUUUGGUAUUGUUGAAGUAGGUGCUGGUAGUGGAAAGAAGUCCAUGAGCUUUAAGAACAGGCGAAAGGAGGAGAUUGACAGCCUGAUUGAAAAGAGGAAGCAGUUGAGGAGGAAGAAAAGGAAGGCAAGGAGUGAGAUAGAGAAGGAUGGUUAUGAGGCAUUAUUGAGAGUGUUGGCUGGUCGUUUGAUGAAGUUGAGGAGGGCUGAGAAAAGGAGACAGAAGCAGAGAGAGAUAAGGAGAGUUAGAGGGGAUUUUGGACGCGACCCUUUCAAGACAGUCAAGGGAGUGCUAAAUCCAAGUCCAGUGGGGGAGCUUAAGUGUUCAAAGGAGGAGCUAGAUGAUCACUUGGCCAGAACGUACGGAGAUCCAGCCCGGCAGCAGCCCCUUGGUAUACUUGAGGGUCUGCCUGAGUGUGCUCCUGAACCCUCUGUUGCCUUUGACCUCACAACGGUAUCCAAGAAGGAGUUUGAGGAGGUUGUAAAGAAGGCAAGGAGCAAGAGUGCCCCGGGUAACAACGGGAUCCCGUACACAGUGUACAAGAGAUGUCCUGGUAUUGCCAAGAAUCUCUGGGACCUGUUGAGAACUGGAUAUAAGUUAGAAGAAUAUCCUGACAAUUGUAGGUAUUUCGAGGGUGUCUACAUCCCAAAGGCGGAUGGCGACUUUUCACCAAGUUCAGGACGGCCUAUUUCCCUGGGUAACAUUCAAGGGAAGAUUUAUUUGGCGAUCCUGGCGAAGAGGUUGACCAGCUUUGUUGUCUCGAAUGGAUAUGUAGACCUCUCUAUACAGAAGGGUGGUGUGCCAGGCGUCCGUGGGUGCACGGAGCAUUUUGGUGCCAUGUGGGAGGUACUGAAGGAAGCAAAGGUCAAGAAGAAGGAUCUGAGUGUGGUAUGGCUUGACCUGGCUAACGCUUACGGAGCGGUACCCCAUGUUCUGAUUGCCAGGGCCCUCCGUUUCUACAACGUCCCCGAGAAGGUUAUCAACAUUAUCCUACGGUACUUCUCCGGGGUAUUCGGAAGGUUCUCCUCAAGAUCGGUGACAUCAGACUGGCAGCAGUUUGAGAUAGGAAUCUUCAUGGGGUGUGUGAUAUCAGUCAUCUUGUUUGUCUUGUGCAUGAACCUUGGGCAUGAACACCUAAAGUCUAAGGUUCCGAGAAGCAUUGAGUACAUCAAGGAUGACACACCGAUACCAACUCUGAAGCUGUUUAUGGACGAUAGCUGUCUGACGACCGCACGUGCAGAGGAUAUGCAAACGUUACUCAAUGUGUUUCAGAAUUACGUGGACUGGUCCAGAUUUAAGUUAAAGUCCUCCAAGUCCAGAGCACUGGUGCUGAAGAAGGGAGUGGCUGUGAGGUGGGUUGAGGAGGUAGUGGGAGGAGAGGAGGAGGUGGAGAGAGAAGAGUUGUGUUUGCAGUUGGGUGGUGAGGUGAUUCCGAAUGUGUCAGAGAAGCCGAUAAAAUUCCUUGGGAGAUGGAUAAGAGUGGAAGGAAAUGACAAAUCAGUCAUCGACUCAACCAAGGUCGACCUUAACACUUUUCUUCGGAGACUCGAUGAAAGUUCCCUUACUGGACUCCAGAAGUGCUGGGGAUAUCAGUACAUGGUCCUUCCAAAACUGAAGUGGCCUCUUGCCAUCUAUGAUAUUCCGAUCACAACAGUUACCAGAUGGGAACAGAAUACCAAUAGUUUCCUCAGGAAGUGGUUAGGGGUGGGGCACACUCUGAGUGGUCUUUGUCUGUUCAGUCAAUCAUCCAGUGUGGCCUUACCGGUGAGCAGUUUGACAGAUACAUGGAAGAUAGAGAAGUGUCGACUGUUGCAAUCCUAUCAGACAUCUAAGGAUGACCUGAUUAAAGCAGUCAAGCCCCAAGUUCGUUCUGGUAGAGUUUGGAGGCCUGAGACAGAACUAGAAGAGGCCAGAAGAGAUUUGGUCAGUGAAUCGGUGCGAGGGAUGGUGCAACCUCAAAAAAGAGUUGGCAUCGGUUUUGGUGACUGGAAAAAACCUUGGGAGAGGAUGGAUGAGCGGGAAAGAGAGAGGGAGGUUAUGCUGAGAGUGAAGGAGAACAUUGAAAGAGAGAGGGAGGUGCAAGUAGGUUCUCUGGAGAUGCAGAGUGAGAUUGUGGAAACACGGCUGAGGCCGGACCUUGUGAUAUUCUCAAGGUCGGCAAAGACAGUUAUUUGGUGGGAGCUAACAGUACCAUCUGAAGAGCGGAUCGCUGAAUCGCACGAGUACAAGCUCGACCGAUACAGCGGUCUGCAGGCUGAGAUUCAGGCGAAAGGUUGGUGCUGUUAUAAUGCCGCAGUCGAAGUUGGAGCUAGGGGAGUGGUUGCGCAGAGUUUGGAGAGAGCUGCGAGGAGGAUUGGUUUUAGGGGAAGAGAGCUGAAGAAGCUGGUACGGGACAGCGGGAAAGAGGCAGCCCACUGUUCCAGAUGGAUUUACUUGUUAUCGAGAAAGAGGGAGUGGGAGUUCAGGAAGGUUGGAGCUUGA